This is a messenger RNA of Mycena citricolor, 1827 nucleotides long. Lineage: Eukaryota; Fungi; Basidiomycota; Agaricomycetes; Agaricales; Mycenaceae. The record is from the annotation of a GenBank genome assembly.
CGCGCGUCAGCCUUCAAGUGCCAGUGGUUUCCGAGGUGUGGUUAGCGCCUCUCUCGUCUCUCUGUUAUUACUAUGCGCGGUGAAGUCUGUGUGGGAUCAGCUAGUAUCCUGUCCAUCGCAUCCCUGCUACUUUUAAUAUUCGUCCAUAUUGGUCAAACGAGCACUCACGGAGCACCUGGGUCUAUAUCAUUGGUCAAGAUCAAUGUAUCUGAUUAUGGCGCCUCCUUGAACGCAGCCCUGUUUGACCCUAUCGACGGUUUAUAUACGAAUAACGCCUCCGCCCCGCUCAGUGCGGGACACGGUCUACGACAAUCUUACGCAUUCGGUCUCUACUCAUUCUGCGGUUACAUCAAUGCAUCGCAUGGAACGUGCUCGAACCACUCCAUCCAGACAGAGUUCACGCCUCUUGACGCACUGACGGGGGACAUGUUACCCAACUACACCGAUGUGACCAGAUUCAUCUUCGACGGGACGCCAUUUGCAGAUUCGGGCUCAUUUGCUCACUCCUCGCGUGCCGCAUACUGGAUGAUCUUCUUGGGCACCAUCUGUGCUGCGUUGUCAAUUCUAACCGGUGUCGCCAAAGCUUAUCUGACUUUCUUCCUAUCUACCAUAUUUUCCUUCCUUGGCAGCAUAUUUCUGCUGGUUGGUGCGGCAAUCUGGACUGCGAUGAUACACAAGGCGCAAUACGCCAACUCCAUCCGCAUCGGAACAGCCGCAAAUCCUGUCAAUGUUCAUGUCCAGGUAUCCGUCGGAAUAGGAAUCGAUCUACUUUGGGCUGCUUUUGCGGCUCUGUUCAUGUCCGUGGUUCCAUAUAUGAUCAGUUGCUGUCUGGACAAUCUGCCGAACGAAGUCGCACAUUUGUUGCAGGAAAUUCGCGAGAAAGAUUCCAAAGUCCAGGAAUUACAGCAAGAAAUCGAUCGCGAAACCUCUCGUUACAUCCGACAUGCCCUGAAGCCCUCUCCAACACCCGUAUCCUCUUCUCCCUCCCCGGCAUCUGGCUCAAACCCCACGGCUUCGAGGGACCCCUCACCCAAGUCAGCGCACGUUCCGGGGAAAGUCUCCACUCUCUAUGCCACCAUACACACAUUGUCAAGUGAGAAGAUCGCGCUCGCUCAGCGGAUCAUUGAUCUGGUCACACGUACGCGCGCCCGUUUGGACGCCGACCUAACCAAAGUCCGUGUUCUGCAUGGGGAACUUCCUGAUCCUCGCUCGGGCACUCCUGCAUCAGAUGUUGAAUUGGUUUACUCUGGAGCAGCACGGACACCCAAUAUGGCUGUCGGUGUUGGGUCGAACGCGAAUGCUGCCGCACAGAUUAGCGAGAGUUUGCGGAGCGCGAUGGUUGGAAGCUCUUCGAUGUCCGAUCUUCGGCAGCAGGCCCUAGUGACACCGUCGACGCCAGUCUCUGCGGGCCCUGCAGUCAAAAAGCGACGCGUAAAUGCGGCUACUCCUGCCAUCAAACUCGUUCCAGUGUCGACCCCAACUCCACCGCGACGCUCUGCUUCACCUCUCACCUCUGCUGUUUCGUCUAGUGCUGCAGCAAACUCACAAAAGCGCUCGCGUCUGUCACGACAAAUACCGCUUGACGACCCGAUUGACGUGGAAGAGGACGGGGAAGGGGAAGAUGAAGGCUUAUACUGCUUCUGCCAGAAGCAGAGUUAUGGCGAUAUGAUUGCUUGCGACAACGAUGACUGUCCCACCGAAUGGUUCCAUCUGUCCUGCGUUGGGCUGACUUUGCCUACCCCAGAGAAAUGGUAUUGCCGAGAGUGUGUUGAUAAAGGCUUUGGUGUCAGUUCCACGCAGCCGGGGAGGAAGGGCAGAAAGCGAUAG